AUUUUGGAAUAACUUUAACAUCAUGAACACUUCAAGAUUAAGUAUGAGAGUUCUUUCCAUUGAGAAAAGAAGUUGUCCAGAUGAAAUGUCUGUUUCUAAGGAUGAUUUAGGCCUCAGGCCUAGAAGUAGACAACUCACCAGCCGGCGUCAUUGCUGUCUCAUGCUGACUUCAUGUUCAUGCCCAGUAGAAAGGGAAGAAUUUGCUGGACCUUCGGUCAUACCAAGGGUGGAGGAUGGCUUGUCAGAAGGUGAAGAUAAAGAGCCCAAAAGAAAACCAAACACUGAAGAUAUGGCUUCCUUGAAAAGAACAGUCUCUGUCAGAGAUCACUGCAGGUCUCACAUUAUCUGUCAGAAUCCAUGUGAUUGGUCUUUCCUGGCACAAAAAGCAAACCUCCACUCUCAGAUCAAGAAAGACAAAGUGCUACCAAAAAUAGACCAGACAUGGCAAGAAUCCUUGAAGAAGCAAAAGGAAACAGAUUUGGAGAGCCGAGUUCUGAAAACACUGGAGACAUCAACUUUGGAGAGAACAAGAAGUUACAAUGUGAAUGUUGAAAAGCAGAAACGUGAGCAGUGUGAAGAGAAAUCCACUAAGGACUUAUUGCAAGACCUUCCCUUCAGCUUUCAAUCUGGCAGUGAAUUACCAAUUGGAACAGUCGCCCACCUCAGUUUACUAGACUUUCAGAAAGUUUCGGGACAUCAUCUUUCUGAUACGAGGAACAUGUUGAAACAUCGCUAUAAAAUAAAAAGUCUUCAAGCUUCAAUGAAAGAGAUAUUCCUUUCCAGCCCUCGGCAAUCAGACCAUCAUGUAUUUUUAGGAGGCUGUACAUUGAAAGACAGAAGCCAGGUUGAUCUGAGAUCAAAGGAUUUAACUGUCAAAAAACUGAUGAAAAAUGGAGAAUUGUCAUCCCUGGACCAAACGCAGCUCAGGAAAUGCAAGAAAUACUCCAAAGAAGGAUUUUUAGACCUGAUUUCAUGUGAUAGCAAUGUCACCAAUCGAAUUCCAUUGAACAGACAUGAUCCUUUCUGGCCUGUGGGAUUUGGUCCAUUAUGUUCAACCCCAAGUCACAUCAUAAACUGUCCUGAAAAUGAAGCACUUUGGCACAAGAUUGAACCAGGGGAGUUGAGUGAUUCACAAGCUCAGAACAUCCCUUCAAGAUGUAAACAUCUGGUUUUUGACUCGAGGACAAUGAGCAAAUUGUCAAUUCCACAUUCAAUUCCAGAGGACUGGACUCCCAGUCUGAUGUUUGAGUCAAGAUUCGAAUCUGGAAACUUGCAUCAAGCUUGGAGGGUAGGCCAAUAUGAGUAUAAUUUGGUGUUGGCAAUGGAUACAUUCACCAACAGACACACCCAAUGGUAUUACUUUCGGAUUCAGAACAUAGUGUCAGAUGUCACCUACAAAUUUAAGAUCGUCAACUUGCUGAAAAAAGAUAGCCUUUAUAAUUAUGGAAUGAAACCUUUAGUUUACUCAGAGAAAGAUGCGAAAGAACACAAUAUUGGCUGGUUUCGUUCAGGGCAUCACAUCACAUAUAAACCAUGGAAUAACAAGGGCUUCAACAAAUCUUUGCCCAAUGUACAAUAUUACUGCCUAGCAUUUCAAAUAGAAUUUAAUAAUAGGAAUGAUACAUACUACCUAGCGCAUUGCUACCCCUACAGAUAUACUGACCUAAAGGCUCACUUGGAUGAAAUAGUAAAUGAUUCUAAACAUUCAGCACAUUUUAAAAAGGAGGUACUGUGUGAAACAAGAGCAGGAAAUAGCUGCUUUUUGCUGACAAUCACUGACUAUACAGAUAUGGAAAAUUCUAAAUCAAAGCUUGGUGUUGUGCUGACAGCAAGAGUACAUCCUGGGGAGACUCAAGCCAGCUGGAUGAUGAAAGGCAUUCUGGACUUUUUGCUUUCUGAGGAGCCUACAGCAAAGGAACUGCGGAAGAAAUGCAUCUUUAAAAUCAUUCCUAUGCUAAAUCCAGAUGGAGUGAUAGUCGGAAACUAUAGGUGCUCUCUUUCUGCUAGAGACCUCAACCGAAACUAUUGGAAUCCAGAACAGGAACUCUUCCCUACAGUAUGGCACACAAAAAAGAUGGUUGAAGAGCUACAGAAAGACUAUUACAUCCUUUUGUAUGGAGAUCUCCAUGGCCACAGUAGAAAACCCAAUGCUUUUAUGUAUGGCUGCAGUCAGACAGGAAACACUUGUCAAUUUGAAAUACUCAACUACCUCAGAGAGAGAAUAUUUCCAUGGCUGAUCUCUCAGAGGGAUCCAGAGAGGUUUGACUGGAAGAGCUGCAAGUUUCAUAUCCAAAAGUGUAAAGAAUCGACAGGACGUGUGGUGAUGUACAGGCAGCUCGGCCUUAUAGAUUCCUUCACCUUAGAAGCCUCAUUCUCAGGAGCCAUAAAAGAACAACUUGCUGAGCGUCAUUUCAACAUUCAAGAUUUUAUGUCAAUCGGGAAAACUUUCUGUGAAGGCAUUAUAGACUAUAUUAGUCUGGAUGAAAAUCCCUUGAAACUUAAUGAAGCAAUUCUAAAUUUGACAUAUUCAAUAGCAACAAAUCAUAGCGGGAACAAUACUGCGACAGUCAGUUCAGAACUCAAUUUGUUUGAAGGAGAAGAUAAAAGACACAAACAUGAAAAAACCACUGCUGAUAAUGAUUCGAACUUGAUUCAGUUGGAUGCUGUAAAAGGAAGCUGCAAAAUAAAUGAAUACAAUGAAGAGAACCUCUUGAAAAAGCAGCCAAGACAUCAACAAGCAAAGAAUUUUCUUCAGCUGGAAGAUAAGAUGUCUCUGGAGUCAAUACAGCAAUGCUGCACAUUGCUAAGCCAGAUAAACUUGCCUGAGGCUGUGCUCGAUUCAGAAACAAGUGAAGACAGCGAUAGUGAGUUUGAAUCAGAAGUAACACUUUAUUCCAAAACAAAGCCAACAAAACAAAAACCCUCAAAAGUCAGAUCUGCUCUUCCUGCCCUCUCCAUUCGUCAAAUGGGCAAGCUGAAAUCAAAGCAGAUCAAUCAGAGGAUCUUGAAGAGCUAUACACCAUUUGUGAAUCAAUAUGCAAACCGCAGCAAUGGAGGAAUCCCAAUGUUUGCCCAGGAACGUAUAGUGGAAAGAACAGCAAAGCGAUUAAAAGAAAUGGAAAAAGCUGAAAAAUUACAAGAACAAUCAAACUCUCAUUUACUAAGAAAGAAAGAAGAAUUCAGUCAUAUCCCAGUUAAGAAUCAGAUAUUCUACGUCUGCACUGACCACCAGUGUAAUAAAGGAUUAAACAGACAAACAAUAGGAAGUAAGAAGGAAGCAGUAUUUUCCCAACAUGAGAACAACUACAGAAACAUUGAAGCAACAUCUGCUUUUAAAGAUGUUUGUGUGGUGGGCUUAACUCAAGAUAAAAGGUAUUCCAAACAUUCAAUAUUUAAUUCGCCAGUGGCAAGUAAUGAAAAGUGAGAAAAGAGUACAUAACAGUUGAAAAUAUAACCUUUACAUAAAAUGGAAUAAACUUUAUUUUGACAUAGUUCUCUUUACCUACAAUCAAGAACUAUCAAUUCCUUUUCUGAGCAGUUUUUAUUUGUAUCUGAUAUUGGAUUACUUUGAUAUGAUUCUGUGAAAUAAUUGAAUGAGCUAUUACUGUACUGAGUAAUCAAUUAAAACAACAAAAUUAAUGUUUGAUGUGGAAGUAUAUUGUAAUACCUUUCAAAAUAUUUUAGACUAUAAGUCUUAAAACAACAGAUUGUGCAUCCAGACUUCCAGCAUUAGUUUGGAUUUUUAGAAUGAUUAAGAAGUUUCAUGAUUUUAUAAUUUAAUACAUAUUUGUUUUUAAUAUUAUUAUGACAUAGAAGUGUGCAUUCUGUGCUACAAUAUCGUUCCUAAUUAUGAUUCCCAACACAGCAAGUUUCCAAUCCAAUUAAAGCAAGUGAUCUGGGAUUGCCUUUCCUUUUAGUUGGGAUUAGUUCUCACUACAAAUAAAUGUGAGAUGGAAGAAACUAAAGACCAUUUUAUUUGAAAAAUAUAUGGACAUAUUGCUUUAGCAUUGAACAUUGUGAAAUUAACCUUGACUAACAAGGAGUAACAAUAAUUAAUAACUGGUAGGUGAUGAUAUAGUGGUAAUGUUAUUGCAUUAGUGAGCCAGAAGGUCAGGCUAAUAUUCUGGGGUUUGUGUUCAAACCACAGUGAUAUUUAAAUACAAUUA
Messenger RNA from Chiloscyllium plagiosum (whitespotted bambooshark), 4166 nucleotides. RefSeq lists its product as uncharacterized. Lineage: Eukaryota; Metazoa; Chordata; Chondrichthyes; Orectolobiformes; Hemiscylliidae. Gene Ontology annotation, molecular function: metallocarboxypeptidase activity; zinc ion binding. Gene Ontology annotation, biological process: proteolysis. The record is from RefSeq and is a predicted model, not a curated record.